AUGGGAAGAGCACCAUGCUGUGAGAAAGUAGGGCUAAAGAAAGGGAGAUGGACAGCUGAAGAGGAUGAAGUUUUAACCAGAUACAUUCUAGCCAAUGGUGAAGGCUCAUGGAGAUCACUACCUAAAAAUGCAGGAAGAACAGACAAUGAGGUAAAGAACUACUGGAAUUCUCACUUAAGCCGAAACAUUUACAGCUUCAAACAGUAUAAAAAUGAUGAUUCCCUACCAAUCACCAUGAAUAUCACCAAGGUAGCUGGGCCGUACAAAGGGAGAGGUGGUAGAAAAAGCCGAUCAUCCAUGAAAAAGCACAAGGCCACAUUAAUGUCAUUAGGUAAGCCUAAGAGUCCUAAAGCCAUAGCUCAUGAGGUACUUGAACCAAUAAGCAAAGAAACAGCAGCAAUCUCACUCGAAGGUACCGAUAGCGCAUUAAAGAGUCUGGCCACUGAAGGCCCACAUGAGAAGGAACUAGAAAAUGGAAGGAAAAUUGAUGUGCAAGAAUCUAGCAUAGACUCUGCUCAAAGAAUUAAUGCAGCUGAAAUAUCUCAUUCCCAUAGUAAUGAAGAGAAAGAGACUGAAGAUUUUGGACCAUAUGAAUGGCUAGACAGUGAAAUAAAGCGCCUGUGUCAAAGUCAACUUGUAGAACCAAGUGGAAGUAAUACAGUGGUGACAUUUGAGAGACACGAUGAGGUACCAGAUACAAGUGAGGAAAAAGUGCAUCGUAAUGGGGUCAUGAGGCAACAAAGAGUGCCCAUCCAUUACCAAGAAAGACGAAGCAGCAGCAAUGGUUGUAGCUCAAACGAAGAGAGUAAUGGGGAAUGGUACAAUCGUUUUUCACCUGCGAAUUCAAGGUUUGAUGAGGAAUGGCUUGAUUGGAACUGGACAGCAGGUGGCGAUCUCGGUCCGUGGGGAUUGUUGUUAGAUGAAGAUGACAACGUGUUUUCUAGCGUUUCUGGUAGUGAGAAUCGAGAAGGAGAGCAAGGAUGUGAUUAA
Dovyalis caffra is the source of this 990-nucleotide messenger RNA. Lineage: Eukaryota; Viridiplantae; Streptophyta; Magnoliopsida; Malpighiales; Salicaceae. The record is from the annotation of a GenBank genome assembly.